AUGAAUAUCGAAGACAGUCAAACAAUGGUCAUGUUAAAACCAGAUGAAAACAAACGCAUACAUGGUUCAACAAUAAGUUUUAAUUCAAUAAAUUACAUGAUUUCUUCGAAAAAAUGGUACAAUAUUAUUUCUGAUCUUUGCUUUCAAAAUCAACAAAAACAAAUUCUUUACAAUGUUACCGGAAUUUUUAAAUCAGGUAUGAACGCAAUUCUUGGACCAACAGGAAGUGGAAAAUCAACAUUAUUAGAUAUCUUAGCCAAUCGAAAAGAUCGACAAGGUUUAACAGGAGAAAUACUUUUAGAUGGACAACCAUAUAGACAAGAUAUCAAUUCAAGAAUAGGUUAUGUUGUGCAAGAUGAUAUACUUAGUGAAACAUUAACUGUUAGAGAAAAUUUAAUGUUUUCAGCUAAUCUUCGAUUACCAAGACAUAUUCCUUUUAAAACUAAAAUCAAUAUUGUUAAUCUUGUCCUUUCACAAUUACAAUUAGAAAAAUGUGCUAAUUCAAAAAUAGGUAGUCAAAGUAGUCGACGAAUAUCUGGUGGAGAACGAAAACGAACUAAUAUUGGCAUGGAAUUAGUUUUAUCGCCGACAGUUCUCUUUUUAGAUGAACCAACAAGUGGUAAGUUCAAUUUUAAUUUUAAUUAUUUCAUUCUCUCUUACAUAAUUCUAUUAUUAAAAAAAAAAACAAUCUUGUUUAUUGAAGGUCUUGAUUCAUCGACGGCUAAUAAUAUAAUAGAAUGUUUGUCUCAACUUUCUCAAAAAGGACAUACAAUUAUAUUUUCUAUUCAUCAACCUCGUUAUUCAAUAUUUAAAUUAUUUGAUAAUUUGCUUUUAAUGGGUGCUGGCCAUUGUAUUUAUCAUGGUUCAGUUCAUGAUGUUCUUCCAUUUUUUUCUUCAAUUGGUUUAACAUGUGAAGAACAUGAUAAUCCAGCUGAUUUUAUUUUGGAUGUCUGUCAAGAUAUACGACAUAUACCAUAUCCUAAAGAUGAUAUCGAUAAUGAAACUGAUCAAAGAAAGGAUAACAUUUGUCGAUAUUUGCACGACGUUUUUAUCAAAUCACCUAUUUAUGAUUCAAUUCAACAACAAAUUCAAGAUGCGAGUAAGUCGUCAGAUGGAACAUUAAAUAAACAAGUUAAAGUAGUGUCUCAUCCAUGUUUAAUUGAAAUGUGGUAUGUAACUCAACGAGCAUUUCGUAAUUCAUUUCGAAAUAGUACAUUAAUGAUAAUGCAAACGAUCGUUCCAAUAUGUUUAGCAAUACUUGUUGGUUGUCUAUAUAUGAAUACUGAUCAUACAUUUGAGAAUGGAGUUAAAAAUCGUUUAGGUGCUAUAUUUUUUAUUGUUUCAAAUGAAGUAUUUAUAAAUUUAUCAGCAUUAGAAUUGUUUAUAAAAGAACGUGUAUUGUUUGCACAUGAAAAUGCAAGUGGAUAUUAUCGUGUUUCAACGUAUUUUAUUUCAAAAUUAAUGUGUGAUAUAAUAUUAUUACGAUCAUUUCCUUCAAUUGUUUUCUCAUUAAUAUCAUAUUUUAUGAUUCAAUUUCAACAAACAGUUAACAAAUUUUUUAUAUAUCAAUUAGCUAUAUUUGCUACAUCUGUUUGUUCAGCAUCAGUAUGUUUUUUUGUUUCUGCAAGUGUCGAAACAAUAGGUGUUGCCAAUUUAGUUGCAGCUUCAUUUUGUGUUGUAAUGCUUGUAUUUACAGGAUAUCUUGUUGAUGUAACAAAUAUUGUCAAAUUUCUUUCAUGGAUUAAAUGGGUUAGUCUUUUUCGUUAUGCAUCAAAUGUAAUUACUAUAAAUGAAUUUACUCAAUUAAAACUUUGUUCAACAAACAAUACAAAUAAUUGUUUAAUCAAAGGUGAACAUAUUCUUGAUAAUCACAAAAUCGAUUAUUCAACUACAUGGGAUUUAUGGAAAAAUUUUGUAGCAUUAGCUGCAAUUACUUUCUUUUUUUUUAUAUUGACAUUUAUUCAAUUACUAAGACUACCAGGACGAAGUCAUCGAUAA
Molecule: messenger RNA, 1998 nt
Organism: Rotaria sp. Silwood2
Lineage: Eukaryota; Metazoa; Rotifera; Eurotatoria; Philodinida; Philodinidae
Source: the annotation of a GenBank genome assembly